AUUCACACGGAUGAUUUCUGUGUUGAUUGGUGUUAAAGUUUUCUAGGGAAACGACGCAAUCAGUAGUACAAUCAGUUUUCUGAAAGUAGGUCAGUAGGAAAGAUAACAUAAUUGAAACCUACGCAGGUGUCUCUGUCGCUCACCAAAUUAUCCGUCUUUUGUUAUUCUAAGGAAUUGUGAGUGUAAAAAAUAAAAAAAAAUAGAUGCAUGCGCUAUGAGACGGUCAUAAAACACUUUGUUGGUUAAUAGUUGAAGAGCUGCAAAUGUUUUAACUAAUUUGUAUUCACUCUUUGAAUUUCUGCUGCGUCACUUCAUCAUGCCAGUGGACGUGGAGACGGCUAAAAAGUUUAUUGGUGAAUGGAGAGUUCAGGUUUCUGAGACAAUGGGUGCUGACGAGAUGGGCAGAGCCAUGGGUAAGUUGUUGAUUUGUUCUGAUGUUUGUAACAUAGCACCCCCCCCCCACCUCUGCUCCCAUUAGAUGAUUUUAAAGUGCUACAUAUGUACCAUGUCAAAUAUAAAUUACAUUUUUAUCUAUGACUAGGACUCUGUGGCAUUUGACCACGAUACAAGAACCUAUUUGUAAACCUUUGCUUAAUGUAUGGUAAAAUGGUAAGUCAAAUGGAUGCUGGGUGGUCGAGUUUAAUCCACAGCAAAAGCGUAGACAAUUAAACACAUCCAUCAGAAUCCCGGAUGUAAAAUUAAACACGGCGAUGGGGUCCCAUAGGCGGUAUGGCAUUGACACAAUGAGAAUUCCGGUAACUCCUUCGACGCUGCUGGUGCCGAGUGUAUCAUCAACACACGAUGUGCCCUUGGAUUAUCAAUAUGUUUGGAGCGGGGAGAGAGAGAGAGAGAGAGAGAGAGGGGGGGGGCUAUUGAACCAUCUUAUCAUCUCAAAGUAAAAAAUCCCCGGCCUUGUGAUUUAGUCCAGCAAAUAAAGGUGUUCUCACCAGUUGUGGACAAAACCAAGGUAUUCUCACCAGUUGUGGACAAAACCAAGGUAUUCUCACCAGUUGUGGACAAAACCAAGGUAUUCUCACCAGUUGUGGACAAAAUCAAGGUAUUCACACCAGUUGUGAACAAAAUCAAGGUAUUCUCACAAGUUCUGAAUAAAUUGAAGGUAUUCUCAAUAGUUCUGAACAAAUUAAAGGUAUUCUCACCAGUUCAGAACAAAUUGAAGGUAUUCUCAACAGUUCUGAAUAAAUUGAAUGUAUUCUCAUCAGUUAUGAAUAAAUUGAAGGUAUUCUCAACAGUUCUGAAUAAAUUGAAGGUAUUCUCACCAGUUUUGUUCUUUUUAAUCAGUAUAAAGGUUUAAAUGGCUGCACCAUAAUGUCUCAUUGUCUAAUGCACACCGUUAUCCCAGACAAUUACGGGCAGGUCAGUUUAGGUCAAACAUUUACGAAGUUGGCUGCAUCAGAUACCCAAGUUAAAUACAAGAGCAGUGUGCCGCCAUGGUGACCGGUGCGUUUUUCCCCAUUGUUUAGUCACGUCCCUUUUGUUACGCUCUGAGUGAGUCAUGAUAUAGCGGCGUUCACUUAAAAAAUAACUUUUGAAUAAUCUCCUACGUCAAUAGCAUUUAAAUAUAUUUAUUUAUAAAAAAUCAACCGGAGGCGUCUCUGUUUUGUUAUUAAUAAUUAUUGUCAUCAUUGGAUGUGUACAAUCUUUUUGGCCAGGUUAAGGGGUCUCCGCCCCUGACGACGAAGCCAAAGAUUGGUCAAUAUUUUAAGUUAAAAAAUAAUAAUUUAAUUGAGUGUGACUUCCUUGAAUCUGUCCCAAAUCCUUCUAUGGCUGGUUGUGCUGUUCACUUCAGGUGAAGGAGAUGAAUCUGUAAUUCAAUGAUUUGUUGAACUUUAUAAAUCAAAAAAUGAAUUUGAUUUACCUUUAAUAAAAAGAUCAUAGGUGAUCAAUCAUUAAAAAGCUUUACUCCUGGAUUAAGUUCAAUCUUUGGAAGUACCUACUUGUGUUAAGAGAAAUUUCAAUUUUUGGCACUACCUUCUUGUUUGAGCAGACUUUUCAUUCUUGGGCACUACCUACUUGCUUGAGCAGACAUUUCAAUCUUUUGCACUACCUACUUGUUUGAGUAGAUAUUUCAAUCUUUUGGCACCACCUACUUGUUUGAGCAGAAUUUUCAAUCUUGGGCACUACCUACUUGUUUGAGUAGACAUUUCAAUCUUUGGCACUACCUACUUGUUUGAGCAGACAUUUCAAUCUUUGGCACUACCUACUUGUUUGAGUAGACAUUACAAUCUUUGGCACUACCUACUUGUUUGAGCAGACAUUUCAACUUUUGCACUACCUACUUGUUUGAGUAGACAAUUCAAUCUUUUGGCACCACCUACUUGUUUGAGCAGAAUUUUCAAUCUUGGGCACUACCUACUUGUUUGAGCAGACAUUUCAAUCUUUGGCCUUACCUACUUGUUUGAGUAGACAUUACAAUCUUUGGCACUACCUACUUGUUUGAGUAAACAUUACAAUCUUUGGCUGUAACUUCUUGUUUGGCUUUUCUACAUGUGUGAGAAGAAAUUUAAAAAAAUGAAACUAGGAAAAUCUGAAUACAUAGCGGCUUUAUCCAUGAGUGAGUACAAGUUGCUUUUAUCCAAUGAGUACAGAGUGACCUCAUCCAAUGAGUACAGAGUAGUCUUAUCCAGUGGUUACAGAGUGACCUCAUCCAGCAAAUACAGUGACCUUAUCCAGUAAGUACAGAGUGACUUUAUUUAGUGAGUACAGAGUGGCUUUUUCCAGUGAGUACAGAGUGACCUUAUCCGGUGAGUACAGAGUGGCCUUAUCCAGUGUGUACAGAAUGGCCUUUUCCAAGCAGUACAGACUGACCUUAUCUAGUGAGGACGGACUGACCUUAAUCAGUGAGUACAGAGUGGCCUUAUCCAUUGAGUACAGAGUGGUCUUAUCCAGUGAGUACAGACUAACAUUAUCCAUCGAGUACAGAGUGACCUUAUCCAAUGAGGACACACUGAAUGUAAACAAUGAGGACAGAUUGACCUUAUCCAAACCUUGUGACCCCUCUGGAUGUAGACACCAAUAUUUCAAGUAACACAAAAAAAAUUAUUUAAAUUAAAAAAAACAACAACAAGAAAUAGAGAAAGACAAUAAGUAUGUAGUUUUUGAAGAUAUGAAAUCAGUAGAGCUGAAUAUAACGCAUUCCACGGUGAAAUGAAGGAUUUAAAAAUAGUAUUAUUGGAGCUGAGAUUUAGUUAAAUCGUGUUUAUUCAAUUUUCACUGAAGGAGCCCACUGAGUGACCUGCCACCUUCAGGUAGGUCUACUAUGUCAUUGUGGAGGUGUACUACGUAGACGUUACUUGGUCGGUCCUUGUCACUUGCGUAGACAUAACUUGGUCAGCUCUUGUUAACAGCUCUUGUUAAUAAGGGUAACAAUGGGAUAUAUUGUAAUCAGCUUAGCACAAUGAGAAAUUAGUAACACAAAUUCAUUUGCUGUCCUCUUGGAUACUACCUCUCAGCUUAGUGCUAUUUUAAAACUGUGUUCUGUUUUUUUCUGAAGGCUUCCCGCCGACACGUUAGUUGUUUUGUUGCGUUCUUUUUUUUCAGGUUUAACCUAAAUUUGUUUGACUAAUUUCCCAUCAGCUCUUGUUACUUGAGUAGGCAUAACUAGAUCGGCCCUUGUUAAACCUGCAAAGAUCGUCAACAAUAACAAAAAAGUUUAGAAUCUAGACAGUUGAUAUUUGACAGAGACCUCAUCUUUUCUUGCGUUUUCAUCUAACAAAAUCCCCAGAAUUAACCGAUUUCUAAAUAAUUUGAUGUUCAAAAGAAAAUAUUGUUUAUACGCUAGAUAGAAAUUUAAAAUGUUGAACUUCAUUGAAGCAAAUUCAUUAGUCAUUUUUUCCAAGAUUAAUUUAUCAUGCAAAGUAAUAUUAACAAAUGCACACACAAUUUAACCAUUCAUGUUUGACUUUCAAUUUCCUUGGCCUUGUAACCUAAAAAUGUGAGACCACUGAGUUCAUAAUUUUGGACCUUAUUUUGUACAGGUUUCCCGCCGAUCAUGAUCGACAUGUUCAAGAGACUUGAGUACUCUUUAAGUUUCACGCUGGAGGGACAAGUCGUGCGCGUCGCAUUUAAAUUCAACAAUCAGUUGGCUCCUUCUGGCUCCAUCACCGUUGGAUCGGGGGAAAAAUUAGACUACCCUUCUCCUGACGGUGGCAUAGUAAAGGUAGGGCGUCAGAUGAACAGCGGCUCUCAGGCGGCAUCAUAAAGGUAGGGCGUCAGAUGAACAGCGGCUCUCAGGCGGCAUCAUAAAGGUAGGGCGUCAGAUGAACAGUGGCUCUCAGGCGGCAUCGUAAAGGUAGGGCGUCAGAUGAACAGCGGCUCUCAGGCGGCAUCGUAAAGGUAGGGCGUCAGAUGAACAGCGGCUCUCAGGCGGCAUCGUAAAGGUAGGGCGUCAGAUGAACAGCGGCUCUCAGGCGGCAUCGUAAAGGUAGGGCGUCAGAUGAACAGCGGCUCUCAGGCGGCAUCGUAAAGGUAGGGCGUCAGAUGAACAGCGGCUCUCAGGCGGCAUCGUAAAGGUAGGGCGUCAGAUGAACAGCGGCUCUCAGGCGGCAUCGUAAAGGUAGGGCGUCAGAUGAACAGCGGCUCUCAGGCGGCAUCGUAAAGGUAGGGCGUCAGAUGAACAGCGGCUCUCAGGCGGCAUCGUAAAGGUAGGGCGUCAGAUGAACAGCGGCUCUCAGGCGGCAUCGUAAAGGUAGGGCGUCAGAUGAACAGCGGCUCUCAGGCGGCAUCGUAAAGGUAGGGCGUCAGAUGAACAGCGGCUCUCAGGCGGCAUCGUAAAGGUAGGGCGUCAGAUGAACAGCGGCUCUCAGGCGGCAUCGUAAAGGUAGGGCGUCAGAUGAACAGCGGCUCUCAGGCGGCAUCGUAAAGGUAGGGCGUCAGAUGAACAGCGGCUCUCAGGCGGCAUCGUAAAGGUAGGGCGUCAGAUGAACAGCGGCUCUCAGGCGGCAUCGUAAAGGUAGGGCGUCAGAUGAACAGCGGCUCUCAGGCGGCAUCGUAAAGGUGGGGCGUCAGAUGAACAGCGGCUCUCAGGCGGCAUCGUAAAGGUGGGGCGUCAGAUGAACAGCGGCUCUCAGGCGGCAUCGUAAAGGUAGGGCGUCAGAUGAACAGCGGCUCUCAGGCGGCAUCGUAAAGGUAGGGCGUCAGAUGAGCAGCGGCUCUCAGGCGGCAUCGUAAAGGUGGGGCGUCAGAUGAACAGCGGCUCUCAAACUUUAAGAGUUUGAGAUGAGGUGCUGAUGAGGCUUGUCCUGUGUGGCAUACAUGUUCUUGUAAAUGUUUCUGCUUUCUUUCUAUCUUUAUUUUUGUCAAGUCAUCAGGAAUGUUUUGACCUAGACAUGCCCAAUGAAAGCAUUGCUUGAAAACCCCAGGUAGGUUUAUGUACCGUUGAAGGAAUCUAUGUGUCAGCCACGCUUUUCCUUCAUGGGUACAUCAGGGAGUAUGUAAGUUCCGUAUUGUAGUGAACGAGUGUCUCAUUUCUAUAGCUGUGUAAGUCCAGUAAGGUAGUGAACGAGAGUCUCAUUUUUAUAGUUGCUAAAAUCCGCAACAUAUAAGCUCGCAUACAUUAUUGUUGUCAGUCAUGCACAAAAUAAAUACUCUUUUUUCUGUUACUAUCUUUUCUAUUGUUGUUUUUUCUGUUGUCUGUUUUGUUGUUUUUUCUGUUUUGUUGUUGUUUUUUUCUGUUGUCUGUUUUAUGUUGUUUUAUUCUGUUGUCUGUUUUGUUGUUUUUUCUGUUUUGUUGUUGUUUUUUUCUGUUGUUUGUUUUGUUGUUAUUUUUUCUGUUGUCUGUUUUAUUGGGUUUUUUUCUGUUGUCUGUUUUGUGUUGUUUUUUCUGUUGUCUGUUUUGUUUUUGUUUUUUCUGUUGUCUGUUUUGUUGUUGUUUUUUCUGUUGUCUGUUUUGUUUUUGUUUUUUCUGUUGUCUGUUUUGUUGUUGUUUUUUCUGUAGUCUGUUUUGUUGUUAUUUUUUCUGUUGUCUGUUUUAUUGGGUUUUUUUCUGUUGUCUGUUUUGUUUUUGUUUUUUCUGUUGUCUGUUAUGUGUUGUUUUUUUCUGUUGUCUGUUUUGUUUUUGUUUUUUCUGUUGUCUGUUUUGUUGUUGUUUUUUCUGUUGUUUGUUUUGUUGUUAUUUUUUCUGUUGUCUGUUUUAUUGGUUUUUUUUCCUGUUGUCUGUUUUAUUGGGUUUUUUUCUGUUGUCUGUUUUGUGUUGUUUUUUCUGUUGUCUGUUUUGUUUUUGUUUUUUCUGUUGUCUGUUUUUUUUUCUGUUGUAUGUUUUUUUUCUGUUGUCUGUUUUGCUGUUUUUUCUGUUGUCUGUUUUGUUGUUGUUUUUUAUGUUGUUUGUUUUGUUGUUUGCCUUCCAUUUCGUUCCUUCCUCCCCCCCCAUUUCUCAUGCUUCGUACAUUCUUUUUUCCUUUAUAUUAUUCCCUCAUCCUAGUUUCCUUUUGUCCCCCCUUCUAAGUAAAAUUUUAGAGACUUUAAUUUUUUUUUCUAAAUUGACUGACUUCUAUUAACGAAAUAAUUUUUUAUUUUUUACAUAAAGGUUAUAAUGAAUAUUGAAGAUGGGAUCGUGACGGACGUACACGAGGACAGUGAGAAGGGACUGUCCUGGACAACAGCUCGAUCUGUAGAUGGUGACGUCAUGACCGCAGUAAGACCAGCUUAAAUCAUACGAUCUCUGUUUCCAUUUAUCUUUCAAAGAUCUUCUGUACUAAUUGUUCAUGUAAAUAUGUACUGUGGCUGUUGAUAGGAAUAUUUACUUUGGUCGUUCCUAUCAAUAUUUACCGAGGUGGUUCAUAGGAAUGUUACUGUACUUGUGCAUGUAAACACUUACCUUAGUCGUUUAAAUACAUUAAUGUCGUCUAUUUUCCCUUUACAUAACGUAAAUAAACACUUACAUAUAAAUGACUAGCAAGAGAGAAAAUUUAUUUGAAGUUUCACCAGUUUUAAAAUUUACAGCACAUUUUUCUUAGAUUUAGUGUCUUGUAUUUAUCCCCGAAAGUUUACGGUUUAUUACAAGUAUGGGCGUAAUCUAGUUUUCAAAAACAUGGAGUGAUUUCCCUUUCUAUUUCAGGUCACAACCUGUAGGAAUGAAACAAUGAGGCAGACCUUCAAGAGGGAGUGACAACACGUGUCUACAUUGAUGUCAUCACUGACUUAAAAAGUCCCUAACGUGUUAUCUUAGCGUGCUCAACACGAACAUAACACGUGAUUGCGUAGUGGCUCUCGUUUUAAAAAUAAUUCAAAGAUUUAAUUUCCAUGUUUCACAUAUAUCAUAUGGUGUACUGCAUGUACAACACAGCUUUCACAGUGGUUGAAUGGAAACAGACCAUAAAAAUUCGUGUGGGUGUGAAGAGAGCCCAUCAACCAUCGGCAUGCAGUGAUCCAGAUUUUCAAUGUGGCACAUCAUCAGCCCCACACAGACUAACACAGGAAGAACUAAAUGGCCAGGUGCGUGAUUUGGACUUACCUAAGAAAAAGCCAGAAUUGCUAGGGUAAGGACUCCAACAAUGAAAUCUUCUAGAACAAAAUGUCACAAUUAAUUUGAAUCGCGAGCGCCACCAGCAGCUAAAGCCUGUUUUCAGAAAGUAAACUAACCUGAUGUUCUGUUACGAUAUGGGGGACAUCUUGAAUGCUUUAAAAAUCACUCAUGACCCAGAAGAAUGCACUCUAUUAUUAGACUCUUUGAAAUUGAGUUUUACGGCCUUGCUUUAGCACAAUGGAGGCCCUCUUCCAUCUCUUUCAGUAGCGCAUGCUCCACAUGAUAGAAACAUAAGAUAACUUAAAGCAGCUACCGAAUUGCACUGAGUAUAACAAGUACAGCUGUCCCCUUGGAUUGGAAGGUAGUUUCCCUUUGAAUGGGACCACCGCUGGGAUAUCCAAAAAUAAAUGUGUUUCUGAUGUAAGCGGGAUAGCCAAGCAAGAAAGUUGUUCCACUUGAAAAAAGGAAUUGACUCGCAGACAAAAUUUAGCAGUCGGAGAGAAGAAUAUCCAGCACUCAGCUCUGUUCAAGGCUCACAAAAUUGAAGUAGUUUUUGAAGAACUUCGUGGAAGACAUGGACUGGACUUUGCCAAUUUUGCAAUUUGUCUGUUAUAUUCGUGUUGAGCAUAUAAAAACUGAUUUUUUAAAAAAAAAUGACACAUUUAAUUUCUGUAACAUGACUUUUGUAAAAAGGAAUGUGUUGACCAGUGUAACAAAGAAUUUUCAAUAAUAACAAAUUAUUUUUGAAACCAUAAAAAAUUGGUGUAUCACACAAUGUGUAGAGUAAGACAAACAACGAAGAUAUCAGAUGAAGAUUUUUUAUAAAAAAUAUUUUGAACUUAGACAUUCCUGUCAAUCAAACCCAGAUUGAUAUGCGUUAGUAGAUUGUUAGGGUAAUAUGAGGGUACAGGAUAGGUAAACGUAUGGAUGCUUUAUAAAUGUAAACAUUAAGUUGUAGGACUACAUUUUUAAUGGUGUUCAAUUAUCUGUCAAAUGGGGCAAAGUGUGUGCUUCUAUGAUGGGGUAAAGUAUAUGCUCCUAACAUGGGGUAAAGUGUGUGCUUCUAUGAUGGGGUAAAGUAUAUGCUCCUAAGAUGGGGUAAAGUGUGUGCUUCUAUGAUGGGGUAAAGUAUGUGCUCCUAACAUGGGGUAAAGUGUGUGCUUCUAAGAUGGGGUAAAGUGUGUGCUUCUAAGAUGGGGUAAAGUGUGUGCUUCUAAGAUGGGGUAAAGUGUUUGCUUCUAUGAUGGGGUAAAGUAUGUGCUUCUAAGAUGGGGUAAAGUAUGUGCUUCUAAGAUGGGGUAAAGUGUGUGCUUCUAAGAUGGGGUAAAGUGUUUGCUUCUAUG
Lymnaea stagnalis (great pond snail) is the source of this 8823-nucleotide messenger RNA. The record is from the annotation of a GenBank genome assembly. NCBI's taxonomy places the organism in Eukaryota, Metazoa, Mollusca, Gastropoda, Lymnaeidae.